Molecule: messenger RNA, 1296 nt
Organism: Lasiodiplodia theobromae
Lineage: Eukaryota; Fungi; Ascomycota; Dothideomycetes; Botryosphaeriales; Botryosphaeriaceae
Product: Peptidase C14 caspase catalytic
Exons: 8
Coding region: 1-1296 (431 amino acids)
Biological process (GO): proteolysis
Molecular function (GO): cysteine-type endopeptidase activity
Source: RefSeq, a predicted model, not a curated record
AUGUCCUACUACCCAGGCCAAGGAUACCACGGCGGCGGCGGCGGAUACGGUGGCCCUCCCCCGCCCCAGAACUAUGGGCAAGGCUAUCCUCCGCCUCAACAGUACGGACCCCCCCAAGGUCAAUACGGCUAUCCGCCUCCAGCACACUCUCCCCAGCCUCCCUACGGCUAUGGCACUCCGCCGCCUGGCCAGUACGGCGGCUAUCAACAGACGCCUCCGCCGCAGCAAGGAUAUGGCUAUGGCGCGCCCAAUGGAGCCCCGCCCCAGCACCAGCAGUAUAGCCAUCCCACGGUUAACAAGGCCUCUCAGGGUGGUCAUUCGGCGCCUCCUCCUCCCCCACAGCAAGCCCAGGCCUUCGGUCAUGGCGCUCCCUCCGGCUAUUCUUUCCAAUACUCGAACUGCACCGGUCAACGCAAGGCCCUGCUCAUUGGCAUCAACUACUUCGGGCAGAGGGGCCAGCUGCGCGGAUGUAUCAAUGAUGUCAAGAACAUGAGCGCCUACCUCAACCAGCACUUUGGCUACAAGCGCGAAGACAUGGUUCUUCUCACCGACGAUCAACAGAACCCCAUGAGCCAGCCGACCAAGGCGAACAUCCUGAGGGCCAUGCACUGGCUGGUAAAAGAUGCGCGCCCCAACGACUCGCUCUUCUUCCACUACUCAGGUCACGGUGGCCAGACAAAGGAUCUCGAUGGUGAUGAGGAGGAUGGAUACGAUGAAGUCAUUUAUCCUGUUGAUUUCCGCCAAGCCGGCCACAUUGUCGACGACGAAAUGCACCGCAUCAUGGUGCAAUCGCUUCAGCCAGGUGUCCGUCUAACAGCCAUCUUCGACUCUUGCCACUCCGGUUCCGCUCUGGAUCUUCCGUACAUCUACUCCACCUCCGGUGUUCUCAAGGAGCCCAACCUUGCCAAGGAAGCCGGUCAAGGUCUUCUUGGCAUCGUGUCAUCGUACGCGCGCGGAGAUUUGGGUGGCAUGGCAAGCACCGCCAUGGGCUUCCUCAAGAAGGCUACGUCUGGCGAUGAUACGUACAAGAGGAACCUCAGGACGAAGACAAGCCCGGCAGACGUCAUCAUGUGGAGUGGAAGCAAGGAUACCCAGACUUCGUCUGAUGCGACCAUCGGCGGUCAGGCUACUGGUGCCAUGAGCUGGGCCUUCAUCACCUCUCUCAAGAAGAACCCGCAGCAGAGCUAUGUUCAGCUGCUCAACAGCAUUCGUGAUGAGCUGGAAGGCAAAUACUCGCAGAAGCCACAGCUUAGCUGCAGCCAUCCGUUGGACACGAAUUUGCUGUUUGUUAUGUGA